GGUACAGCUGUUGUGUAAUCGCAACUGGUACAAAUAUGCAUAUAUGAAAUGUUUUGGGAUGUGAAUUCGAAUUGAAGUACAUGGCCUCGUUAGUCCCUUCUUCUUCCAUUUUCCGACCAACAUUGGUUCGGUGCACCAACGAGCGCCGGGCGCUGUUUAAUCGCAUUGCUCCUGUCUAUGAUAACCUGAAUGACUUGCUGAGCCUUGGGCAACACCGGAUUUGGAAGCGAAUGGCGGUGUCGUGGACUGGUGCGAAAUUGGGAGAUCGUGUGUUGGAUGUCUGCUGCGGAAGUGGGGAUUUGUCAUUUCUCUUGUCCGACAAAGUAGGCUGUGAUGGCAAGGUCAUUGGUCUUGAUUUCUCGAAGGAUCAGUUAUCGAUUGCUUCAUCCCGGCAACAAUUACUUUCAAAGAAGUGCUUCACGAAUAUUGAGUGGCUUGAAGGUGAUGCACUUGACUUGCCAUUUAUGGAUGGUUGGUUUGAUGCUAUCACUAUGGGCUAUGGUCUUCGAAAUGUGGUUGAUAAACAUAAGGCAAUGCAGGAAAUUUUCCGUGUCCUAAAAGCCGACUCUACAGUGUCUAUACUGGACUUUAAUAAAAGCAAUGAGUCACUAACUUCUGCAAUUACGGAAUGGAUGAUUGACAAUGUUGUUGUACCUGUUGCGUCUGGUUAUGGUCUUUCAGAGGAAUACAUAUACCUUAAAAGUUCAAUAAGAGAAUUUUUAACAGGAAAGGAAUUGGAGAAACUUGCCUUGGAAGUAGGAUUUUCUGAUGCCAGACAUUACGAGAUUGGUGGAGGCAUCAUGGGGUGUCUGGUAGCUAAGCGUUAGAUAUGGGAUUUAUGUAUUUUUUUUAACCCUUUUGUAUUCAGGUUGUAAAAACAUAAUCCAUAAAUGCUUCAGUAAGAUU
Vigna umbellata (rice bean) is the source of this 906-nucleotide messenger RNA. The record is from RefSeq and is a predicted model, not a curated record. NCBI's taxonomy places the organism in Eukaryota, Viridiplantae, Streptophyta, Magnoliopsida, Fabales, Fabaceae.